AACUGUUGUCCAGUCGCUCUCUUCAGCCAAACCAUUUCCUCUAGUAUCAUACCCUUCACACAACGUUCCGGUCUAUUAUACCGACUGUAAGAUUAAUACCAUUCCAAUCACCUCACCUCGACAUCGAAAGACAAUCGAGACGUAGACGUACAACAAGUGUACCAUACCAAUAGGCUUGUAGAAUACCAGUGAACACAAACACACGCAAUGGAAGGCUCAUAUACGAUGCACCCUUCUCAAACGAUGGGCCAGUCACCCUUCUUUUACUACAACCCGGAUCCAAGCCCGGAGAACCACCGUCAACACGGCCACUUCACACCGCAUCCUCACGGCCAGCUUACCCCAACGUUCCAACCGCAGACUCCGGAAGCCUUUUGCCCAUCGAAUAUGUUCUUCAAGAGGCCUUCUUCGUCUAACUCACAGGGAUCGUAUCCCCAGUUCCCGAACCACGCCAUGUUGACGCCCGUUGCUUCACCGCAACCGAUCUACCAGAGGCCCACGAUCCUUAUCCAACAGCAAGACUCACCAUACCUUCAUCCUAUCGACACUGACUUUUCGGAUACGCGCUUUGCGCCUGCCACUCCGCCGCUCUCCUCGUCCGGAAGCAACAUCAGCAGCCCACCGUCAACUUGUGAUGUCCUUCCAACACCCAUCAACAGUGCAUUCUUCAGUGAAGGCAUCGAAGGUGUCAAGCAGGGUUGUGAAGAGGAGGUCUUCUCUGAGAUUCUUGCAGCUGGUGCAGACUGGCGAUCGGCCUCUCCGCCGAUGACUCCAGUGUUCAUCCAGCCGCCCUCGACUAGCCAGGGGUCAUACCUCCUGUCCGCGACCUCCUGCCCCUCGCUAUCUCCUUCACCCUCACCACUUCCGCGCACAUCUUACGCUGAGACCGAGAAUAAUUUCUGCGAUCCGCGUAAUCUGACUGUUGCAUCGACUGCCACCACUGAACUCGCCUGUCUGACCACACCUUGCCCCAGUGACGAGGAGGACAAGCACAAUCACAUUGACUUCACUGGUCUCCCUACUUUCGAGCCCCUGUUCGAACUUGAUUCUGAAGACGACUUUGCUGGCUUUGUUCAAUUUUCAGCGACCGAUAACGCGCUGUUCCUGGGCUGUAAGCGACAGCGGACUGAUCUCAUUUCUUUCACCCCUGAAGACGACAUCGUCAGCGACGACAGCUUCACAGACUUCGAGGACGAACCCGCAGCUGGUCUCCUGACGCCGUGCGACACAGAUUUCUCCGACAUGUCCGCCACCAAGGCUCAGAAGAAGAAGUCGGCCAAGAGGGCUAGGUCUGAGGUCACAGAUGCCGAGUCCAAUUAUCAAGGCCAUGAUCAGGGCAAUGACAGCCAGACGCAAUCUGGUGCCUCGAGUCAGCAAGCCUCUGGUCAUAAUGGCACCCCGGACAAUGCAAUCGCAUCCAGCUCCGACGAUGAGAAUGUAUCAACUCCCGUUGCACCCACCAGCCGCCGCGGCCGUAAGCAGUCGCUUACUGAGGAUCCUUCCAAGACGUUUGUCUGCAACCUCUGCUCCCGACGCUUCCGCCGUCAAGAGCACCUAAAGCGACAUUACAGGUCUCUUCAUACACAUGAGAAGCCUUUCGAGUGCCAGGAUUGCGGCAAGAAGUUCUCGCGCAGCGACAACCUGUCCCAGCACCAACGUACCCAUGGCACUGGCGCUGUCGUGAUGGGCGUCUUGGAUGGUUCGGAGAUGCAGCGACCUCGCGAUGAUAUGUACGACAAUCAGGACCCAGCGCUACUCGGCCAGGUCCUUUACAACGCCGCCGCUGCUAUUUCCAGCUCUAGCUCCGACUCUUUCUCCGAUCUCGAGCCCAGUCCAUUGGGUCUCGAGAAGAAGAUGCGGAAAAGGAAGCGGGAUGAGUGAAGGUUCCUCGGAAUCAUACUUGCUCUCAAUCAUCCACCAUUCGAAAGCGGUUGCGACCGUCAUUCUCCCUCAUCCUUAACGACACGAUAUGACCUCUCCACUCCGUAGCAGGAGUACCCUAAUGUCAGGCGGUUCUUCGUCUACUUAAUGCCGUUACGCCAGGGCGGCACAUGUAGACCGGGCAUCAGGUU
Lindgomyces ingoldianus is the source of this 2072-nucleotide messenger RNA. RefSeq lists its product as uncharacterized. Gene Ontology annotation, cellular component: chromatin. NCBI's taxonomy places the organism in Eukaryota, Fungi, Ascomycota, Dothideomycetes, Pleosporales, Lindgomycetaceae. Bases 208 to 1881 code for a protein of 557 amino acids. The record is from RefSeq and is a predicted model, not a curated record. The transcript is spliced from 4 exons. Gene Ontology annotation, biological process: regulation of transcription by RNA polymerase II. Gene Ontology annotation, molecular function: DNA-binding transcription factor activity, RNA polymerase II-specific; RNA polymerase II cis-regulatory region sequence-specific DNA binding.